Molecule: messenger RNA, 570 nt
Organism: Ilex paraguariensis (yerba mate)
Lineage: Eukaryota; Viridiplantae; Streptophyta; Magnoliopsida; Aquifoliales; Aquifoliaceae
Source: the annotation of a GenBank genome assembly
AUGGAUAUCGAACAAAAGCAAGAAGAGCACAUCGAGUACUUCGUCAAGCAAGCCUCGCUACACAAAGGCCCUUCCCUUGCCAAUAUCAUCGUUGAAGCCACUUCCCAUCCCUCUCUCUUCGCCUUUUCCGAGAUUCUCGCCGUUCUCAACGUUCUCGAGCUUCAAGGAACUGAGCAUUCUGUGUACCUUGAUAUGCUUCGUAUGUUUUCCCACGGCACGUGGAGUGAAUACAAGAGUAAUGCUGGCCGUCUUCCACAAUUGGUGCCCGAUCAAGUCCUCAAGUUAAAGCAACUUACUGUCCUCACGCUGGCUGAGACGAACAAGGUACUUCCAUAUGAUGUACUGGUGCAGGAGUUGGAUGUUACAAAUGUGCGUGAGCUCGAAGAUUUUCUAAUCAAUGAGUGCAUGUAUGUGGGUAUUGUUAGAGGAAAGCUGGAUCAGUUGCAAAGAUGCUUUGAGUUAUGUGAGCAAAAGGAAGUGCUGGAUGUGGCAUCCGAGGCUGCCGACUCUUUGUUGUAUAUGCUAUGUGGAGCUAGCGUUGGAGAUGAGAGUGAGGGUGUUCAGCGCUGA